UAAAUGGCUCCUCCAGAUAUGAUGGCAGCCCUGCCGCUGAGGACAGAGAGCUGUGUGGAGUCAGCAGUCCUUACUCAGAGGAGAAACAAGGAACAGGGCCACUGCCCAGGGCCAUGUCGCUGUCAGCGAGGAACUCUGGGAUCACACACACUUUCUCUCCCUCUUCCAUGUGCCACUACUACUGUCAACUCGGCCCUGCUGAUUCCUGAGUCCCCCUGCAUGGCACACUCAGUGUACUCCAUGGGGCACUGUCUCUUGGCCUCUUCACAACUGGAGAAGCAGGGAGAUCACAGCCCAACGUUGGAGAAGAGCAUAGUGGCAGCCCCUCUGGAGGGGACACUGGGAUGGCUCCUGGUCUGUGUGAAGUGGUUCCUGAUGUCGGGGCAACACUUCCCAGUGUCCGAAGGCCUGAUCCUUGCUCACACCUGCCCAGUCCACCUGAGAGCCCCUGAGAUGGAUUCAUCUGAUACCAGGAGCCUCUAGGACCCAGAAAUUUAACUGUCAAUCAAGAGGCAUGUGAGGGAAAGUCCAGCCCAGCCUGGGUGCCAGAAGGUCUGGAUUCCCGGUCUGCACAUUCCCUACAACGCUGGGCACUGAGAUCUCAUAUGUACUUCUGGCUCAGCUACUAACUUAGCUGUGUGGCUUUAGGAGACUCACUUAACUUCCCUGGGUCUGUUUCUCCAUUUGUAAAAUAAAAGGUUUGGACUAGGGAAUCCCCAAAUUUCCUUUCGGUAUAAAAGUUCUAUGAUUACCAGUGACCUGCUCAAGGUUCAUUAUUUCCCUCAUGUUUAAAGCACAGAAUCUUGUCCACUUCAUAGGCAGGUGGUGAAAGUCUAUGCAAAUGUGCUCAGUAAAUCUUAGGGCAACACAAAUGUCAGCUAUCAUCAUUAUUAUAAGAAUUCUUUAUGCAGCUCUUUCUUCAAAACAUGUUUUAUAUCUUUUACCAUUUGUGCUAAAGUGCAAUUUUUGCCUUACAGAAAUUCUCAAAAUUCAGGCUUUGGUUUGACAAAAGGAGACAAGGCGUCAGUUCAGGUAGAUGAAGUUGCUGCAAAUGACAGCAGCAUCUAAAAUUUCUUAGGAAGGAAUGGGCUAAGACCUACCCUUAGUCCCCAGAAAGACAAAUUCUUCUAAUUUCACUUAGGGGCAUGAACAUUUCUUAUUAAGAAACAGAACUCUAAAUGAGCCUUUACCCAAAGAAUGAAAAGGCCUUGGAGAGUUCUAAAGGCAAUAAUAGUAAAUCUAGGUGCUUAUCUUUUGCCUUCAACUGUGCUUUUUCAAGUACUUUACCCAAAUUAAUUCAUUAGUGCUCCUAAACCCACACCAGCCAUCACUUUGCCUUUGAGAUAGAGGGAGGUGAUAUUACCUGAGCUUUGCAUUAGGAGAAAUCCCCUGGGUUGACAGUCCCUCUGUCCACACCCAGUGGAAUCCUCUCCUGCCAACAGUGGCAAACUCCUUUGUUUGUUUUGAGGUGGAGUCUCUGUCACCCAGGCUGGAGUGCAGUGGCGGGAUCUCAGCUCACUGCAACCUUCACCUCCUAGGUUCAAGAGAUUCUCCUGCCUCAGCCUCCUGAAUAGCUAGGACUACAGGCAUGCUCCACCACGCCCAGCUAAUUUUUUUGUAUUUUUAGUAGAGAUGGGGUUUCACCGUGUUGGUCAGGCUGGUCUCAAACUCCUGGCCUCAAGUGAUCUGCCCACCUUGGCCUCCUAAAGUGCUGGGAUUACAGGCAUGAGCCACCGCACCCGGCUAGCAAACUCUCUUAUCUCUUGUUCUCCAUUCCCAGGGCUCCCAUGGUACAAACUCAGUACCUUGCUCAGCAUCCCAGGGUGUUAGAACUGAAUGGCUGCUUAUGGACUCCCUGCGGUGGGCACCUCCUUCUUUUACAGCACAGAAAAUCGAAGCAUUCAAUUCACUCAGGGAGAGGAAGUGAAAUACCCAAAGCAACACAGCUAGUUAGGGACAGGGUCACUACCUUGUUUUAAGAGAUGAAAAAUAGGAACUAUCUCCCACCCUCUUCCCUAACCAAACACUCUUUGCACCCCUCCAAGUAUCUCAAUACUGCUUAAGCCUGAGGAGUACGGGGAAGAUGAGGUAUAUAACGUUUAUCUACUCACACAGCACAGAGUUUCUGUUGCCACCUCUGAGCAGCUGUCUUGUUCUGGGCAACUGUGAUCUCCCUUCCUCUCCUAAGCUCUUGGAAUGAAUCACUCUUAAGGGAAAAGGAAGUUGCAAUUCCAUUAUUCUGUAUAGCGUGAGUUAAGGGGAAGGCCUCUCUCCUUUGUGUUGUGGGAAGUCAGGGACCCCAAACGGAGGGACCGGCUGAAGCCAUGGCAGAAGAACAUGGAUUGUGAAGAUUUUAUGGACAUUUAUUAGUUCCCCAAAUUAAUACUUUUAUUAUGCCUGUCUUUACUGCAAUCUCUAAACAUAAGUUGUGAAGAUUUCACGGACACUUAUCACUUCCCCAAUCAAUAUGCUUGUGAUUUCCUAUGCCUGUCUUUACUUUAAUCUCUUAAUCCUGUCAGCCGAGGAGGAUGUAUGUUGCCUCAGGACCAUGUGAUAAUUGCAUUAACUGCACAAAUUGUAGAGCACGUGUGUUUAAACAAUAUGAAAUCUGGGCACCUUGAAAAAAGAACAAGAUAACAGCAAUGUUUCGGAAACAAGAGAGAUAACCUUAAACUCUGACCACUGGUGAGCCAGGCGGAACAGAGCCAUAUUUCUCUUCUUUCAAAAGCAAAUGGAAGAAACAUCGCUGAAUUCUUUUUCUCAGCAUGGAACAUCCCUGAGAAAGAGAAUAUGCACCUGGGGGUGGGUCUCCGAACUGGCCCCCCGGGUGUGGUCAUCUCUUAUGGUCCAGACUGCAGAGAUGAAAUAGACUCCAGUCUCCCAUAGUGCUCCCAGGCUUAUUAGGAAGACGAAAUUCCCACCUAAUAAAUUUUGGUCAGACUGGUUGAUCUCAAACCCUGUCUCCUGAUAAGAUGUUAUCAAUGACAAUGGUGCCGGAAACUUCAUUAGCAAUUUUAAUUUCGCCUCGGUCCUGUGGUCCUGUGAUCUCACCCUGCCUCCACUUGCCUUGUGAUAUUCUAUUACCCCGUAAAGUACUUGAUGUCUGUGUCCCACACCUAUUUGCACACUCCCUCCCCUUUUGAAAAUCCCUAAUAAAAACUUGCUGGUUUUUGCGGCUUGUGGGGCAUCACGGAACCUAUCGACAUGUGAUGUCUCCCCUGGAUGCCCAGCUUUAAAAUUUCUCUCUUUUGUACUCUGUCCCUUUAUUUCUCAAGCCGGCCGAUGCUUAGGGAAAAUAGAAAAGAACCUGCGUGAAUAUUGGGGCAGAUUCCCCGAUACCUUUUCUGUCAUCUAAUAGCUAAAUUAACAUAAGCCCAUAGGCACAGGGAUUCAGGUAACAGAAACCUAGCUUGUGACGAUUACAACGUGAAAUGAAAAUGUA
Symphalangus syndactylus (siamang) is the source of this 3442-nucleotide messenger RNA. RefSeq lists its product as uncharacterized. The record is from RefSeq and is a predicted model, not a curated record. NCBI's taxonomy places the organism in Eukaryota, Metazoa, Chordata, Mammalia, Primates, Hylobatidae.